UAUCAUUACAUUAUGGAAAAUAAUCAACUUUAUCACAAUAUGCUAAUUUUUUGAGAAGGACCUGUGUAUAUGCCGUUUUAUAUCUUUAUCUUUAUCUAGGUGACAGUAGAUGUUGUGACAGAGUUGUGUGAAAACAUGGAAAUCGUAGAGUUUACAGAGGUCAAGGAGUUUUCCCUCAUCGCCACAAGAUAUCAAGAUGGGAUGGUGCGCCCUCUACAUCCUGAGGACUACUUGUUUGAUUUCUUACUGGAUGAUGGUUCCAUCUCCUUGUCAUUCAGGAGAGUUCUCUGGGAAAAACCUCUUUCCUUCAGGAAUGAGCUCUUUGUGGACUUUCACUAUCAGCAGCUACUAGAGGAAUAUCUUCAUGGCAAGAUAAUCAUUCCUCACUAUGCUGGUGGAACCUCAUCAGUUCAACAGAUUGCAGAAUUGACAGCUCUGCAGCAUUUAGCUCAGGGUUUGAAGAGCCAGCUGUCACUGCCGGAGCUAAAGGAGUACUUGCCCUUACAAGACGGACUUGCCAGUAAAGCUGAGGAAAUCCAAUUGCUCUGCCAUGAUCAGUUAGCUGCCAUGCAGUCUCUCAGUCCUGAAGAUGCCAAAAUUCGGUUUAUUGAGUCUUUGAGGACCCUCCCUUUGUUUGGCUCCAAUACCUUCUUGGCAAAGAAGGUUAGCCAGCAUGGCUGUCCUUCCCCCUGCUUAAUCAGUGUGAACCAGGAAAGAGUUUGUUUCCUUCAUCCUAAAACUCAGGUUCUAGUGUUUCAGAUUGCCCUUGCACAAGUCCAGGCUAUGCGCACAAUCCGCCCGAAGAAAGCAGGCAAAGUUCCAGGAGUAGAGAUUCAGUAUGGCAAUGCUGUUAAACCCCAAAAAAUCCUGGUUCAUCUCCAGCAGGCUAAGGAAUUUUGCCAUAUCCUUGCUUUGACAGUGGAAAUGCUGAUUCAGUCAUCAGUUACUAGUUCAGAAUCAAAUUACCAGUAAAUACCAAGUUCCGAUUGCUGACUUGCAUUAGCAGCUGUUUUUUUUGUUGUAAAUUAUUUUUGAGUAAUUCAUUGUACAAUGUUUUCAGUGCACAAACAAGCUGAAAAGAAACACAGCAUUACAGACGAUGAAUUAAAAGCUAACAAAUAAAUCAAACCAAUAACAGAGAACACCAUAGAUUAUCUAAAGAGACAUAGCUGCAAAUUAUUGCUUAAAAUAAUCAAAGCUUGAUAUCAGUCAUGAAUUCCUAUUCUUUAACUCAUUGCUGUAAUAUUACAGCUGGUUAUUGAUGAUUUUAAGUUGUGUGCUGCUGUCAUUUAGUGUUAGGAAAUUAUUGUCAAAUGUUAAAGAAUAUUAUUCUCUAAUUGUUUUGGCAUUGAUCUUUGUUCCAUUUGGAAGGUGUUGGUAUACUACUGUGUCUUGAUUGUGAUUUUCACUCUGAGAUUAACAAAGUAUGUUCAUUCAUUCAUUCAUUCAUUCAUUCAAAUGUUGGUUUCAGUCUGCAAAAUGUAUCAUUUUUGGUGGCUUCAAUUAAGUAACUUUACUGAUUUGUACUGACUUUAGUCACUUCUUCUUAGUACUAUGUUGAGUACUCUAAGAAAUGAAAUUAAUUCUGAUGUUGCUUGCUUUAUGUCACUGUUUUAUUUAUGUUCAAAUUACUAUGUAAAAUUUUUAUGCUGAACAUAAGCAGGUUUUAUUGUACUUGCAUAACAACAAGAUAUGUUGAAACAACUCAAGCUAAGUGAGUUAAUCAAAAGUAAAUCAUGUCAUUCUAAAUCUAAUAGUUAUUUAUGCAAUGAAUAUUGUCCCUAGUUGCUUUCUGUAUUGCAUCUUCAUGCCAAUUGGGUGUCAAGAAAAGUACCAGAAAUAAUAAAAGUAAUAACACAAAAUCUUUGCUUGUGACAUUUUAUAGUUCUUGUCUCUAUGCUGCUGUGAAAAGUGUCAUGUGCAACUAAGCUAGGUUUGCCCAGUUGGUACAAUGAUGCAAUACAGAAAGCAAGUAUUGCAUAAUAUGAACAUUAUUUGCAUAAAUACAUUUUAGAUUUAGAAUGACAAAUUUACGUUUGAUAAACUUGCUUACCUAGAGUUUUUUUUAGCAUAUCUUGUUAUGUAAAUACAAUGAAAUUCACUUAAGUUCAGUAUAAAACAUAAUUUUAAAUAGUAAUUUAAACAAAAAAACAGUUACAUAAAACAAGCAUCAUCAUAAUUUUAUUUCACAGAGUAUGGUGUGAAGUUUUUAAUAAAAAAAAUGCUUGAUUUUGUAAUCUAUUUAAAUUAAGUAAUUGCAAAAAGUUAAGUGUUUGAAAGUAGUGAGGGUUUUGGACUGUACAUGUUCAGGACAUCCCCAUACAUUAGUCCAUUUCUGCUCAAGCAAACCUGCAAACUGAAGGGAAAGGUUUGAACAUUUGUACAACUGAUUUCUGUGUUGAAAAAUAAAAUUUGCUCUAUUUUAA
Messenger RNA from Poecilia reticulata (guppy), 2426 nucleotides. NCBI's taxonomy places the organism in Eukaryota, Metazoa, Chordata, Actinopteri, Cyprinodontiformes, Poeciliidae. The record is from RefSeq and is a predicted model, not a curated record.